This is a messenger RNA of Knipowitschia caucasica, 405 nucleotides long. NCBI's taxonomy places the organism in Eukaryota, Metazoa, Chordata, Actinopteri, Gobiiformes, Gobiidae. The record is from the annotation of a GenBank genome assembly.
AUGAAGAUUGCUGCAUUCAACGUACAGAAAUUUGGUGUGGCUAAGGUUUCGGAUCCUGACGCUCUUUCAACUCUUGUGAAGAUAGUGUCUCGCUAUAAUAUUAUUUUGAUUCUGGAGGUGGUGGAUGUGAGCGGCACCUCCAUCAAAGUGUUUAUUGAGAAGUUGAACAGUGUCUGCACUUCACAUCACUACACGAGCCAACUGAGUGCUCGUCUGGGGAGAGAUGACGUCAUGACGUUGAUCGACAGUUACCAGUAUGAGGAUAAUCAAGUCAACAAAGUGGAUGUUUUUUCCCGAGAACCUUACAUCCUGCACUUCAACCCACACAGCACCGUUCUGAAAGACAUAGUGCUGAUUCCGGUGCAUACCACUCCAAGGGACUCUGGAAGUCAAAGACAAGUGUAA